AUGCACGACAAGAAUGCUGAGAUACGCAAGGUCUGUGACAACACUCUGGACAUAAUCGCUGAGGGUUUCUCCCAGUUCCAUGGGCUGGUGACCCACUAUAAAAUCGGAGCUCUGUGUAUGAAUGUCAUGGAACACGAACUGAAGAGAUACGACCUCUGGCAGGACGAACUGCAGAAGAAGACCAGGACAUAUAUCCUUCACUUCAGGCUCUGGGUCUGGGCCUUGAGGAAGGAACAUGAGAAGGCCUUUAAGAAGUACCAGGGACUACUGGUGAAACAGGAGCAGCUGCUGAGAGUUGCUCUGUACCUGUUGUUGAACCUGGCUGAGGACACCAGGACAGAGCUGAAGAUGAGAAACAAGAACAUCGUCCACAUGCUGGUGAAGACCCUGGACCGGGAGAACGAGGAACUACUGGUGCUGGUGGUGUCCUUCCUCAAGAAACUCAGCAUCUUCCUGGAGAACAAGAACGAUAUGGCGGAGGUGGACACCGUAGAGCGUUUGUCUCGUUUAGUCCCGUGUGAACAUGAAGACCUGCUGAACAUCACGCUGCGUCUCCUCCUCAACCUCUCCUUUGACACCGGGCUACGCAUCAAGAUGGUGCAGGUCGGCUUGCUGCCCAAACUCACCUCCCUGCUGGUAUGUGACGAGAACCACAAGCAGAUGGCCAUGUGUAUCCUGUACCACAUCAGUGUUGAUGACAGGUUCAAGUCCAUGUUCGCCUACACCGACUGCAUCCCACAGUUGAUGAAGAUGUUGUUUGAGCACGGUGAGGAGAGGAUCGAUGCUGAGCUCAUCUCCUUCUGUAUCAACCUGGCAGCUAACAAGAAGAACGCUCAGCUCAUCUGUGAAGGUAAUGGUCUGAAGAUGUUGAUGAAGAGAGCUCUGAAGCUGAAGGAUCCUUUACUUAUGAAGAUGAUACGAAACAUCUCUCAACACGACGGACCACCCAAACACCUCUUCAUCGACUAUGUAGGAGACCUGGCAGCCCAGAUCACUCCUGAUGAAAAUGAAGAGUAUGUGAUCGAGUGUCUGGGGACCCUGGCUAACCUCACUAUCGCUGAUCUGGACUGGGAACUGGUGUUGAAGGAGUACAACCUGGUACCUUACUUUAAAGAUAGGCUCAAACCAGGCUCUGCAGAGGAUGACCUGAUACUAGAGGUGGUGAUCAUGAUCGGGACGGUGUCCAUGGACGACAGCUGUGCCGCCAUGUUGGCCAAGUCUGGCAUCAUCCCUGCUAUCAUAGAACUACUCAACGGUAAGACAGACAUCAUCCCUGCUAUUAUAGAACUACUGAAUGCCCAACAGGAGGACGAUGAGUUUGUGUGUCAGAUCGUCUAUGUGUUUUACCAGAUGGUGUUUCACCAGGCUACCAGGGAGGUCAUCAUUAAAGAGACACAGGCUCCGGCGUACCUUAUCGACCUGAUGCACGACAAGAAUGCUGAGAUACGCAAGGUCUGUGACAACACUCUGGACAUAAUCGCUGAGUAUGAUGAGGAGUGGGGGAGGAAGACUCAGAGAGAGAAGUUCCGAUGGCAUAACUCUCAGUGGUUGGAGAUGGUGGAGAGUAGGCAGAUGGAGGAGGGAGAGCCCUUCAUGUACGGAGAGGAUGGAGAGAUGGACAGACCUGACCUCUUCUACAGCACGGACGGGAUCACCCCUGCGUCAGGAGCGGUCAGUCCUGACUUCUUCAGUGAUCCCUACGCACAGAAUGGAGACGGACAACACGGGUACGAUAGUGAGACAAACUUUAACACUCCCAAACACUAUUGA
Molecule: messenger RNA, 1770 nt
Organism: Oncorhynchus tshawytscha (Chinook salmon)
Lineage: Eukaryota; Metazoa; Chordata; Actinopteri; Salmoniformes; Salmonidae
Product: kinesin-associated protein 3-like
Exons: 15
Coding region: 1-1770 (589 amino acids)
Biological process (GO): microtubule-based movement; cilium organization
Cellular component (GO): axoneme; ciliary transition zone; kinesin II complex
Molecular function (GO): kinesin binding
Source: RefSeq, a predicted model, not a curated record